UCGGUAUCCGGUCAUGUGAUUUAAUACCAAAUUACCCUCUUAUCUUGAAUUCAUAAAGUUAACCUUCAUUGGAACUUCACAAAAUAUCCGUCACAGCCUACUCAGCACAACCCACAUUCACCUCAUUUCUACCCCGCCACUACCACCACCACCACCACCACCACCGUCGGAAACAAAGAGAUGGGAAUCAAAGAUCUAUUAAGAUUUCUGAAACCAUACACCGAACCCGUUCACAUUCGGAUGUACGCCGGCAAACGAGUAGGAAUCGAUGCUUAUUCAUGGCUUCACAAAGGAGCAUAUUCAUGUAGCAUGGAGCUGUAUUUAAAUUCAGAAGGAGAGAAGAAAUUGCAGUACAUUAAUUAUUUCAUGCACAGAAUUAAUUUACUAAAACACCAUAAGAUUACCCCAGUUGUGGUUUUUGAUGGUGGGAGCAUUCCUUGUAAGGCUGGGACCGAGAACGAGCGAUACAGGAAAAGAAAAGCUAACAAUGAAAUGGCAUUGGAGAAACUUAAAGAAGGCAAUGUUGGUGGUGCAGUUGAGCUAUUUCAGAGAGCCAUCAGCGUCACUCCAUCUAUGGCACACCUUUUGAUACAGACUUUAAAAUCAGAAAAUGUUGAGUUUGUGAUCGCUCCAUAUGAAGCUGAUGCACAAUUGGCGUACUUGUCUAGCCUUAGAGAAGAACACGGUGGUAUCAUGGCUGUAAUCAGUGAAGACAGUGACCUGCUGGCAUAUGGUUGCCCAUCGGUGAUCUUUAAAAUGGAUAAAUUUGGUAACGGCGAGGAGAUCAUUAUAGAUAAGGUUUUCAACUCGACAAACACCAAACCAUCAUUCCAAAACUUCAACAACAGUUUAUUCAUAGAUAUGUGUGUCUUGGCAGGGUGUGAUUUUCUUCCAUCUAUUCCUGGUAUUGGAAUUGCUAAAGCUCAUGCGUUGGUUUCAAAGUACCGAAACAUAGAUCGUGUGCUAUCAGUUCUAAAGACUACUAAGGGUAAACAAGUGCCUGAUGAUUAUGCAAGAUCAUUCAAGGAAGCAGUUGCGGUAUUUCAGCAUGCUACAAUAUAUAACAGAAAAAGAAAGAAGCUUGAGCAUAUGAGAGAACUCCCAGGGGAGCUUUUGGAGUCAUUUGGAGGAGAAAUUGAUUUCUUGGGACCAGAUAUCACUCCAUCAAUGGCAACUGCUAUUGCUGAAGGUCAUUUAGACCCCUCUACAAUGGAAGCUUAUGAGUGUUCCCUGAGCCACAAAGUUUUUGGUUCAGCGCCAACUUCUGAACAAUAUGAGGUGUCUGCUCCAGAAGAUAUUGUAGAGAGUCGUUUUGCUUCAUCUAAACAGACCAGAAAACGAAAUAUGCAAGGAGCAGCAAAAUACCCAGCUUUUGAAAUUCACUCGGACAAGGACAAACAAGUACAGAGCUGCUUUACUGUAUAUUCAUCUCAAAGUAUGAAAGAGAGAAAAGAUUCAAACACCAGCACAACGGGGGUACCUAGGCAAGUUCUGAAGGAAAGGAAUUUCUCAGAUGAAGCUGCAACCCUUUCGAAAUUAGUCCUGACUUCGGAAGUUGACAAUGAUGAGGAAAUUUCUACUAUUUCUGAGGAGUUUCCGGUAAAGACACCAGAUAACAAUCCUUUCAGGAAGCGCAAACUUCGUUCAGAGAAAACAGAAACAACCCCUACAACGAAGUCAUAUGUGACAGAGGAUGAUCAGUUCGAGUUGAGGAGGCAAACUCUUGAUUCCCAGGAAAGUGUCAACUCUAAGACGCAGAAGUUGGAUGACAAUAAAGUACAGCUUAAAUCUACGAAAAAAGGAAAGAUCAGUAACUGCAAAAGCUCAGGUAAUAGAAAAAGUAGUAUACUGAAUUUUUUUGCUCGCAUUUAGGACCCAAUCAUUGUUGUAUGUACUUAAUUGAAAUGUCUAAUUUACUGCUAGUAACACUAGUCUGUUUUUCCAUAUAGUGUUGCAAUGUAAAAUAUACUAAUCUUUUGUAUGCUCAUCAAGAGAUGUAUUGAUCAGUCCGUUUUAUGUGGAGUAGCUGUUUCUACUUUAA
This is a messenger RNA of Spinacia oleracea (spinach), 2041 nucleotides long. Its product is annotated as exonuclease 1. NCBI's taxonomy places the organism in Eukaryota, Viridiplantae, Streptophyta, Magnoliopsida, Caryophyllales, Amaranthaceae. The coding region runs from base 181 to 1872 and encodes 563 amino acids. The transcript has 13 exons. Gene Ontology annotation, molecular function: metal ion binding; DNA binding; 5'-flap endonuclease activity. The record is from RefSeq and is a predicted model, not a curated record.